GGUUUUCAAGAGUUAUAUACGCAGCGGUUAAACGGCUAAACCCAUGGAACACAGCACCUUCCAGCAAUUUUAACACGCCAGCGCAGUCAGCUAAACCCAUAUUCAGGAUAGGCUAACAAUUUUAACACGCAUGCGCGGCACAUUGUUGUGAUGUUAGCCUGAACCCAACAUGUCUGCCUCCAUGGUUCGAGCGACCGUCCGAGCGGUCAGUAAAAGGAAGAUGAUUCCCACAAGAGCAGCUCUCACUUUGACACCAUCAGCCGUGAACAAGAUCAGGUUGCUGUUGCAACACAAACCAGAAUAUAUGGGUCUAAAGGUUGGUGUGAGAACACGUGGCUGCAACGGGCUGACGUACACGCUAGACUACACCAAGCAAAAAGACAAAUCUGAUGAGGAAGUGCUACAAGAUGGUGUGCGAGUGUUCAUCGAGAAGAAAGCCCAGCUGACUCUUCUGGGGACAGAGAUGGACUAUGUGGAGUCCAAGCUCUCCAGCGAGUUUGUCUUCAACAAUCCCAACAUCAAGGGCACAUGCGGCUGCGGGGAGAGCUUCAACAUUUGAGCCGUCCUAAAGCAACAAAGACUCCACAGGCUGGAGAAGUUGGAACUGAAGAAGAACCCCCGCCUGUCUUUGGACCGCUCAGACAACACGCACACUUUCACUCUUCACCUUUGUGUUACUUUGCCAUUUCUUGCUCACAAGGACCUGGCACAGUGUAUUUAUUCUCCUUAUUCCACAAAACCCAAAACCAGUGAAGUUGGCACAUUGUAGAAAUGGUAAAUAAAAACAGAAUACAAUGAUUUGCAAAUCCUUUUCAACUUAUAUUCAAUUGAAUAGACUGCAAAGACAAGAUAAUUGAUGUUCGAACUGAGAAAAGUAUUUUUUUUUUGCAAAUAAUCAUUAACUUAGAAUUUAAUGGCAGCAACAAAAAAGUUGCCACAGGGGCAUUUUUACCACUGUGUUACAUGGCCUUUCCUUUUAACACUCAGUAAACGUUUGGGAACUGAGAAGACAUAUUUUUGAAGCUUCUCAGGUGGAAUUAUUUCCCAUUCUUGCUUGAUGUAUAGCUUAAGUUGUUCAACAGUCCAGGGUCGCCGUUGUCGUAUUUUAGGCUUCAUAAUGCACCACACAUUUUCAAUGGGAGACAGGUCUGGACUACAGGCAGGCCAGUCUAGAACCCGCUCUCCUUUACUAUUAAGCCACACUAUUGUAACACGUGCAGAAUGUGGCUUGGCCAUGUUAGUGUUGCUUGGACGGCAACAAAUGUUGCUCCAAAAGCUGUAUAUACCUUUCAGCAUUAAAGAUAAUUUCUCAGAUGUGUAAGUUACCAUGUCUUGGGCACUAAUACACCCCCAUACCAUCACAGAUGCUGGAUUUUGAACUUUGCACCUAUAACAGUCCGGAUCGCUCUUUUCCUCUUUAGUCAGGAGGACACAACGUCCACUGUUUCCAAAAACAAUUUAAAAUGUGAACUUGUCAGCCCAAAGAACACUUAUCCAUCUUGCAUCAGUCCAUCUUAGAUUAACUAAGGCCCAGCGAAACCAGCAACGUUUCUGGGUGUUGUUGAUAAAUGGCCUUUGCUUUGCAUAGUAGCGUUUUAACUUGCACUUACAGAUGUAGCGACGAACUGUAGUUACUGACAGUGGUUUUCCAGAGCCCAUGUGGUGAUAUCUUUUACACACUGAUGUCACUUUUUGAUGCAGUGCCGCCUGGGAUGUCAAAGGUCACGGGCCUUGCUGCUUACGUGCAGUUAUUUUUCCAGAUUCUCUGAAACUUUUGAUGAUAUUACGGACCGUAGAUGAUGAAAUCCAUAAAUUAAUGUCCCUAAACUUUUGGACCAUUUGCUCAUGCAUUUGUUCAAAAUGUGGUGAUCCUUACCCCAUCUUUGUUUGAGAAUGACUGAGCAUUUCAUAGAAGCUGCUUUUAUACCCAAUCAUGGCACCCACCUGUUCCCAAUUAGCCUGUUCCCCUGUGGGAUGUUCCAAAUAAGUGUAUGACGAGAAUUCCUCAACUUUCUCUUUUUUGCCACUUGUGCCAGCUUUUUUGAAACUUUUUGCAGGCAUCAAAUUCUAAGUGAGCUAAUAUUUGCAAAAAAUAACAAAGUUUCGUAGUUCGAACGUUAAAUAUCUUGUCUUUGCGGUCUAUUCAAUUGGAUAUAAGUUGAAAAGGAUUUGCAAAUUUUUGUUUAUUUACACAACGAGUUAACUUCACUGGUUUUGGGGUUUGUACAUCAGGGGUGUCCAAACCUUUCCCACUGAGGACCGCACAUCAAAAAAUCAAAGCAUUAGGCGGCCAUUUUCAUCUUUUUCAUUCAAAAAUAAGUAAUUUAUUAUUUUUUUAAUCCAAAGCUUGAAAUCAAUUUAUAAUCUGUCAAUAUAGAGUUGCUUUAAAAAAAAAAGUGUUAUGCCCUUUUUGUCAAAGCCCUGUUUUUAUAUUUAAAAUCAAUCAAUAUUUUCCCCGACGUAAUAAGCAAUUGUAGCCUUAAAUUGCUCAAUAAUUCACAACACCAUGGAUUUUAAUUCUUUACUUUUAAGGAAUGUCAGUUUGAAAAAAUCCUAAUCAUAAAUAAGUCAUCCAAAUGUUUUAAUUUAUUUUUACUUUCAAAGCUAAUGUUUUCAGGUCAACUUCAAAUCUGUUGAUUAUAAGUUUCUAUUAAUUUUUUGUUUUAUGCCCUUUUUGAUAGAAAAUUUUGUUUCUUGUAUGGUAAACACACAAAAUAUGCAAUAUUUCCCCCCCAAAUAUUUCAAAUUGGAAUUAUUGAUGAGAAGUAUUGAACUUGAAUAACAUUGAUUUUGAUCCAUUAUUAUUUUUCAAGCACUGGCCGUUUAAAAAAAAAAAAAACAGUAGGUGUGGCAGCUUUGAGUCAACAUUGCAACUUUUUUCUUACUAAAUUUUACCUGUUUGAUCUUUUAUUCCACUUUUCAAAUCUGUUUUUUUAAAUAGUACAUUUAAAACAACAUUGCAACUUUUUUCUUACUACAUUUCACCUGUUUGAUCUUUUAUUCCACUUUUUAAAUGUGUGUUUUUUUUUUAAUAAUAUAUUUAAAACGUGCAAAUUUGGACACCCCUGUUUUACACUCAGUUGUCACUCCAGCAAGAGAACAGCAUGAUAUAUUUGAAAUAUUGUGUGGAAAAGCCUCAAGUGUCUCCAAAGUGUAUAGUCUGUUGAAAAAUACUGCAUAUAUAUUUAUGUGUACAUAUAUUGUGUAAAUGAACCAAGUAAGCGCACAAUAAAGCAACGCACAAAAAAAUGUACGCGCCACAUUAGUUAUUGUACACAGUUUCUUUAUUGUCUAGCGUCACACGUGUAUAAAGCUGUGUAAUGUAUGUGUACAUACUAAAUAUUAAACCCAGGCUCCUCACUUCA
Nerophis ophidion (straightnose pipefish) is the source of this 3365-nucleotide messenger RNA. RefSeq names its product iron-sulfur cluster assembly 1 (gene isca1). The record is from RefSeq and is a predicted model, not a curated record. NCBI's taxonomy places the organism in Eukaryota, Metazoa, Chordata, Actinopteri, Syngnathiformes, Syngnathidae. Gene Ontology annotation, cellular component: cytoplasm; mitochondrion. The transcript is spliced from 4 exons. Gene Ontology annotation, biological process: iron-sulfur cluster assembly. Gene Ontology annotation, molecular function: 2 iron, 2 sulfur cluster binding. The coding region runs from base 170 to 559 and encodes 129 amino acids.